Messenger RNA from Ailuropoda melanoleuca (giant panda), 3659 nucleotides. RefSeq names its product kelch-like protein 17. The transcript is spliced from 12 exons. The record is from RefSeq and is a predicted model, not a curated record. Lineage: Eukaryota; Metazoa; Chordata; Mammalia; Carnivora; Ursidae. Gene Ontology annotation, molecular function: protein binding. The coding region runs from base 238 to 2361 and encodes 707 amino acids.
CGGGCGGGGCGCCCGGACAUUGACUGGGGCGAUUGGAGCGCUGUGUUCAGUCCCCGCAGACGCGGGGAGCGCGGGAGGCGGGGCGGGCGGCGCCGAGAAACAGCGGCUGCGGGCGGGCGGGCGGCGGGAGCGAGGGACGCUGAGCGGGCCGCCACCGCCUAGCAGCCCUCCAGCAGUCAGUACGUCCGUUCGUCUGUGCGUUCUCCGCGGGUCGCGGCGGGUCCGGCAGCCGAGCCCAUGCAGCCGCGCAGCGAGCGCCCGGCUGGCAGGACGCAAAGCCCGGAGCACGGCAGCCCGGGGCCCGGGCCGGAGGCGCCGCCGCCGCCGCCGCCGCCGCCGCAGCCGCCGGCCCCAGAGGCAGAGCGUGCACGUCCUCGGCAGGCCCGGCCCACAGCCCCAAUGGAGGGUGCAAUGCAGCUGCUGAGCCGUGAGGGCCACACUGUGUCCCACAACUCCAAACGGCACUACCACGACGCCUUCGUGGCCAUGAGCCGCAUGCGGCAGCGUGGCCUCCUGUGUGACAUCGUCCUGCACGUGGCAGCCAAGGAGAUCCGAGCGCACAAGGUGGUGCUGGCCUCCUGCAGCCCCUACUUCCACGCCAUGUUCACAAAUGAGAUGAGUGAGAGCCGCCAGACGCAUGUGACACUGCAUGACAUUGACCCUCAGGCCUUGGACCAGCUGGUGCAGUUUGCGUACACGGCUGAGAUUGUGGUGGGCGAAGGCAACGUGCAGACUCUGCUCCCAGCUGCCAGCCUCCUGCAGCUGAAUGGCGUCCGUGACGCCUGCUGCAAGUUCCUGCUGAGUCAGCUCGACCCCUCCAACUGUCUGGGCAUCCGGGGCUUUGCUGACACGCACUCAUGCAGUGACCUGCUCAAGGCAGCACACAGGUACGUGCUGCAGCACUUCGUGGAUGUGGCCAAGACUGAGGAGUUCAUGCUGUUGCCACUAAAGCAGGUGCUGGAACUGGUCUCUAGCGACAGCCUGAACGUGCCUUCAGAGGAGGAUGUCUACCGUGCCGUCCUGAGCUGGGUCAAACAUGACGUGGAUGCUCGGAGGCAGCACGUCCCAAGGAAGGGUCCAGCAUGUCUGAGGGGAUCUCUUCACUGGGGCCUGACACCUGACUGUGGCACCCCUGCACCCCAGCUCAUGAAGUGUGUGCGCCUGCCCCUGCUGAGCCGAGACUUCCUGCUGGGCCACGUGGAUGCCGAGAGCCUGGUGAGGCACCAUCCUGACUGCAAGGACCUGCUUAUUGAGGCCCUCAAAUUCCACCUGCUGCCCGAGCAGAGGGGUGUUCUGGGCACCAGCCGUACGCGGCCCCGGCGCUGUGAGGGCGCCGGCCCUGUGCUCUUCGCUGUGGGUGGUGGGAGCCUGUUUGCCAUCCAUGGGGACUGUGAAGCAUAUGACACACGCACUGACCGCUGGCACGUGGUGGCCUCCAUGUCUACGCGCCGGGCCCGGGUGGGCGUGGCAGCAGUUGGGAACCGGCUGUAUGCUGUGGGUGGUUACGAUGGGACUUCAGACCUGGCCACCGUAGAGUCGUACGACCCUGUGACCAACACCUGGCAGCCCGAGGUGUCCAUGGGCACGAGGCGCAGCUGCCUGGGUGUGGCUGCCCUGCACGGGCUCCUGUAUGCAGCUGGUGGCUACGAUGGGGCCUCCUGCCUCAACAGUGCCGAGCGCUAUGACCCUCUGACGGGAACAUGGACAUCCAUCGCUGCCAUGAGCACCCGGAGGCGAUACGUGCGUGUGGCCAUGCUUGAUGGGAACCUGUACGCUGUGGGUGGUUACGACAGCUCCUCACACCUGGCGACUGUGGAGAAGUAUGAGCCCCAGGUAAACGCAUGGACCCCCGUGGCCUCCAUGUUGAGCCGACGGAGCUCAGCAGGGGUGGCGGUGCUGGAGGGAGCCCUCUACGUGGCCGGCGGCAAUGAUGGCACCAGCUGCCUCAACUCUGUAGAGAGAUACAGCCCGAAGGCCGGUGCCUGGGAGAGUGUGGCGCCCAUGAACAUCCGAAGGUGCGCCGGCCCCUCCCCCACAGGCCCGGAGCGUCCCCCGGGGACCCACCAGAGACUGACACAGGAGUACGCACGACCUGGUGGCCAUGGACGGCUGGCUGUACGCCGUGGGGGGCAACGAUGGCAGCUCCAGCCUCAACUCCAUCGAGAAGUACAACCCGAGGACCAACAAGUGGGUGGCCGCGUCCUGCAUGUUCACGCGGCGCAGCAGCGUGGGCGUGGCAGUGCUCGAGCUGCUCAACUUCCCGCCGCCCUCCUCGCCCACGCUGUCCGUGUCGUCCACAAGCCUCUGACCCCGGCGCGGACUGCACAGAGGCCCGGCCCCGCGGGCUCCCACAUGCCUUAAGCCCCACAGGGCGGCCCCAGCGCCUCGUGUGUCGGGGGCGGGGUGCUCGGCCCCCACCAGGAAAGUCCUGCCUCGUCUGUUCUUGUCUCUGCGUCGAGGCCGUCCAUUUCUGUGUUCAUUUCUCAGUGUUUAUGUGUGUGCCGUCUAUUUACGUACUGGUUUAUUUAUUAUUUAUUGAUCGAUGAGCAACGCAGCACCUACUAGUUUACACGUUUCCCCUUGAAAUGUCCUGUGUCUCUGGGACCAAGCUGCCUUCCCGGGUGUCCCCCUGCCCCACCGGGGGCACCAAGGAGCGAUGGGGGUGGACACUUGCGUUGCGCAUGGGUCAGAGGUGAACUCAGACUCUGUAGACCUGGAGGGACUGAGGGGGCAGGUGCAGAGCAGCAGGCCAGGGUUAGUGGGGUGGGCGUUUUCUGAGCAGGUGCAGACCCUUCCAGCCUGGGCUUUGCACACCACCCCUACCUUGCCCAGCCAGGCACACUCCCAAGAAGGGCCUGAAGCAAGCUUCCUUCUUGUGGGCAUGGUGUCUCUUCUGGAUCCUGCACUGAGCUGAGCACAAGUGUGCCACAGACCCCACACAGCAAUAUGAGCCACCUUGAACAAUAAACAUGUUUCUUGGGCUCUGUGGUCUUAAGGCUGAGUGUACAUCUCCACCCUUUGGGGUCCUAUCUGGGGUGACCAGGAGGGCCUGGGGACAAGUGUGCAGCUGGGCUGAGGCUCUGCUUUGGUAUCUGGGUGCUUUGAAGCAGCAUCAUCACAUCCAGGUGGCUCAGGGAUGUGACGUCAUGGAUGCGCAGCCAACCAGGAGUGUGGUUCACUGUCAGCCUGGUCCUGAGAGGCCCUCUUGGUCCCAUCUCAUCCCAGGCUCUGGAGAGGGGGAUGCACAGUACUAACCCUAACUCACCAUGAUGGUCCUGGGUGCAGGACCCAGUAGGUUUGUGGCUUCCUUGGACUCUGGCCUGGGGUGAGGUUUGGGCAGGGUCCUGGCUUCCCCUUCCCCAAAGUCACAAACUCCUGUUUUAGUGCCUGAGAGCAAGCACACACCCCCUUACAGACAGUGGUGACUCAGACCGAGGCAUUUAGGUGAAAACAGGAUGUGUGUUCUCCAUGGGGAGGGGUGGUACUGGGGGGAGGGAGCCCUGGCCUUAUAGAGCUCUCCAGCCCCAGGCAACCCCAGCCUGAGUGAGGGCAGGCCAAGUACUAACAAACUGGGCCUUUGAGUCUCCUCCCAUACAGAUUGGAGGCUGAGAAUGGGUACUCUUGGUUGGACCAGGGGAGAAGCCCACCCCCCCUCCCCG